GCCAGCGCCGAGCGUUGAUCCGGUAUUUAAUAUUUAAUAUUCAUCCGCGCUGGUUUCGCUGGUGUUCUUCCCACUCCAAUCGCAGGAUGCCACAAGUCAAAAAGUAUAUACAAUUUAGCCCUCAGAACUAGCCUGCAGUCCAGAACCAAAGUUUAUGACAGAGUCAUUCGCGAACUUUCUUCUCACUUCCUCGUUCAACAAUCCCUUCAGUUCGCGGCCCCCUCGUAUCUGUUUCGAACACAUCUCCCACACUCACAACGCUCAAAGCGUUUAAAUCAUUCACGCGUCGCAUGGCUGAAGAAUUAGACUCAACGACAGUACCCGUGGACUUUGUCAAGGAAGGAGGCGAUUGGCUGGCCAUAUUUAAUCCCCGCGUACCUCGCCAGAUGGACGUGCAGCUUGCAGCGCGGUACGUUCAUGACGGCGUGGUAUGUAGUGUGAAAUUUUCCUUGGACGGGACAUUGCUUGCAGUAGGCAUGGAGGGUGCCGUUGUACUUUACAACUUGACUCUUGGAGAGAAGUUUACCUUCACACUGGAGAGUAAUAGUGGAAAACCAAAUCAUGCACGAGCUGUUUGCAUCAGUCCUGAUGGUCAUUUUCUUGUCGCUGGUUCUGAAGACAGACUCAUAAGAGUCUGGAGUAUCACGAACCGCAUGUUGGUGCAUGCUUUGGAGGGGCACUCCGGAGAGGUGUAUGCUCUAGCGUUUACACCUGACAACAACACAUUGCUUUCAGCGUCCGGAGAUUGCACGAUUCGCGUUUGGGAUGCGACUCAGUUUGCUGAGACUCCUGAUGCUAGCUCAAUCAUCCUCGAUGAAACUAUGGAGGCCACCUGUCGUGUACUUCGCCCCAGCCCUGGUGUCAAGCUUUCAUCCAAGCUCGCACUAACAUCUAUUGCUGUCGACUCAACUGGCAAGUUUGUUGCUGGGGGGUCGUUGGAUGGAAUGAUUCGAAUCUGGAAGGUUGACGGCACCGAGAACGGCAGCACGGAGCCGGUGGAGACAUUAAGCGGGCAUGAGGAUGCUGUGUAUAGUGUGCAGUUUAUUGAAGGCGGCUUGGUGAGCGCAAGCGUGGAUCGCGUGCUGAAACACUGGAACAUAAGUGAAGUGGGUGUUGGUCGCACAGAGUGUCGAAAAACUCUGCAGGGACACAAAGACUGCAUUCUCGCCACAUCUGCACUUCAAAUUGGAAGAGAUCAACGCGUCGUGUCCUCGUCCCGGGAUGGGACGGUAAGGAUGUGGGACUUGAAGACGGGCAUGGUGCAAUUCGUGAUCCAGGGUCAUAAAAACACUGUGACGACUGUGGAUCUUUGCAAGGAUGGACGGCUGUUAGCAUCUGGUAGCGGGGACUGUGAAGUGCGGCUAUGGAGCUACUUGAUUGUUUGAGAAUGUCUAAGAAAGUAUCUUAUAGUUUCCCAAUAACAAAUGAAUCGACUAUAUUGGAGUUGUAAUCACAGCGCGGUGAGGUGGUCACCAAUGAUUCAUUAGUGUACGCAUAGUCUGUCGUUUGCGGAGCUGGUGCGUUUACUAUGAAUACAGAUAUAGGAAGCUC
Messenger RNA from Suillus discolor, 1551 nucleotides. RefSeq names its product WD40-repeat-containing domain protein. The transcript is spliced from 8 exons. Lineage: Eukaryota; Fungi; Basidiomycota; Agaricomycetes; Boletales; Suillaceae. Bases 291 to 1385 code for a protein of 364 amino acids. The record is from RefSeq and is a predicted model, not a curated record. Gene Ontology annotation, molecular function: protein binding.